Messenger RNA from Culicoides brevitarsis, 880 nucleotides. RefSeq names its product large ribosomal subunit protein uL16m (gene mRpL16). Gene Ontology annotation, molecular function: rRNA binding; structural constituent of ribosome. The transcript is spliced from 2 exons. Gene Ontology annotation, biological process: mitochondrial translation. Gene Ontology annotation, cellular component: mitochondrial large ribosomal subunit; ribosome. The record is from RefSeq and is a predicted model, not a curated record. NCBI's taxonomy places the organism in Eukaryota, Metazoa, Arthropoda, Insecta, Diptera, Ceratopogonidae. The coding region runs from base 112 to 840 and encodes 242 amino acids.
GUCGAUUGUCACUUUGACAGCAACAUUUUCUCCUUUUCGUCGCUGUUUUGAAAAAAUUAGCUUGAAGUGUCUUUAAUUACCUUCAAAUAGCCCUUAACGUAGGCUAACAACAUGAGUCUUUACAAAUUUCGACCAUUAUUGAAUCAACUUCUUGCUGUCAGAGCCACUAUCAGCACACAAACAUGUGGAUUGAAAAAUUUUCCUGCUCCAGUUGAUUACAGCAAUGUCGAGUUUGCUGAGAAACCAAAACUACCAUUUUUACCAAAAGUCCCGCAAUAUCCGCCAAAUUUGCGUCCGCCUAAGAUGCAAAAGAGACUGCGGUACAUGCGUGGUCCCGAGCCUAUUCACAAUACUUUCCUGCACAAGCAAUACGGAAUUGUGGCGACGGGCGGCGGACGUCUUCGUUGGGGUCACUUGGAAAUGGUGCGUCUGACACUCGGUCGUAAAAUUGACACGAAUCGAAUGUUUGCAAUGUGGCGAAUCGAUCCGCCAUGGCAACCGCUGACGAAAAAAGGUCAAGGUUCUCGUAUGGGUAAGGGAAAGGGCUCGAUCGAUCAUUAUGUGACACCAAUUAAAAGGGGUCGUGUAAUUAUUGAGCUGGCUGGCAAGUGUGAAUUUGCCGAAGUUCAAGGUUGGUUGCAGCAAAUCGCCGAUAAACUGCCAUUCAAAGCCAUGGCAAUGUCACAAGAAAUGAUGGACCAGGUGAAAUUGGAAGAGGAGAGAAUUGAAAAAGAAAACUUAAAUCCGUGGCCUCUAAAAUACGUCAUUCAAAAUAAUUUGGGUGGAUGUCACCGGUGGUUGAAGCCGAUCGAUCAUAAGCAUUUUGGCAAAUACACGUAAAAAAUGUAGUAAUAAACGACGUUUUAGCUAUUUAGUAAAA